Messenger RNA from Pseudopipra pipra, 5313 nucleotides. RefSeq names its product septin 11 (gene SEPTIN11). Gene Ontology annotation, molecular function: GTP binding; GTPase activity; molecular adaptor activity. The record is from RefSeq and is a predicted model, not a curated record. Gene Ontology annotation, biological process: cilium assembly; intracellular protein localization; cytoskeleton-dependent cytokinesis. NCBI's taxonomy places the organism in Eukaryota, Metazoa, Chordata, Aves, Passeriformes, Pipridae. The transcript has 11 exons. Gene Ontology annotation, cellular component: microtubule cytoskeleton; septin ring; septin complex. The coding region runs from base 117 to 1595 and encodes 492 amino acids.
GGCCCCUUUGCAUUGCGCAUGGGCCCUCCCCGCCGGGUGGCCAUGUUGCAGUGCUAGCAGGCGGCGCAGAGCGGCGGGCCGGCAGCGCAGGGCGCAGCGCUCAGCACCGCACCGCGAUGGCCGUGGCCGUGGGCAGACCGGCGAACGAUGACCUCAGGAACCUGUCCCUCUCCGGCCACGUGGGCUUCGACAGCCUCCCUGAUCAGCUGGUCAACAAGUCAACGUCCCAGGGCUUCUGCUUCAACAUCCUCUGUGUGGGUGAAACCGGCAUCGGCAAGUCCACGCUGAUGGACACUCUGUUCAACACCAAGUUUGAGAGCGAACCGGCCACACACAACGAGCCCGGCGUGAGGUUGAAAGCCCGGAGUUACGAGCUGCAGGAGAGCAACGUGCGCCUGAAGCUGACCAUUGUGGACACCGUGGGGUUUGGAGAUCAGAUUAACAAGGAUGACAGCUACAAGCCCAUAGUAGAAUACAUCGAUGCACAGUUUGAAGCCUACUUGCAAGAAGAGCUGAAGAUCAAACGGUCCCUGUUCAACUACCACGACACCCGGAUCCACGCCUGCCUCUACUUCAUUGCGCCCACCGGGCACUCGCUCAAGUCCCUGGACCUGGUCACCAUGAAGAAGCUGGACAGUAAGGUGAACAUCAUCCCCAUCAUUGCCAAGGCUGACACCAUUGCAAAAAACGAGCUGCACAAGUUCAAGAGUAAAAUCAUGAGUGAGCUGGUCAGCAACGGCGUCCAGAUCUACCAGUUCCCCACGGACGAGGAGACGGUGGCCGAGAUCAACGCCACCAUGAGCGUCCACCUUCCUUUUGCUGUUGUUGGCAGCACCGAAGAAGUGAAGAUUGGCAACAAGAUGGCCAAAGCCAGGCAGUACCCCUGGGGUGUCGUGCAGGUUGAAAAUGAAAAUCACUGUGACUUUGUGAAGCUGCGGGAGAUGCUGAUCCGAGUGAACAUGGAGGACCUGAGAGAGCAGACGCACACCCGGCACUACGAGCUGUACCGGCGCUGCAAGCUGGAGGAGAUGGGAUUCAAGGACACGGAUCCGGACAGCAAGCCUUUCAGUCUCCAAGAGACGUAUGAAGCAAAGAGGAAUGAAUUCCUGGGCGAACUCCAGAAGAAGGAGGAUGAAAUGAGGCAGAUGUUUGUCAUGCGAGUGAAGGAGAAGGAAGCAGAGCUGAAGGAAGCGGAGAAAGAUCUUCACGAAAAGUUUGACCAUCUAAAGAGGACUCACCAAGAAGAGAAGAAGAAAGUGGAAGACAAAAAGAAGGAACUCGAGGAAGAGCUGAACAACUUCCAGAAGAAGAAGGCGGCAGCUCAGCUGUUACAGUCCCAGGCUCAGCAGGCAGGUUCUCAACAAACCAAGAAAGACAAGGACAAGAAAAACUCUAUAAGAGUUUUGCUGUGCUGGUGCCUUGAGUCCUGCUUGCAGCUCUGGACUUCGUGUCUCCAGAAGGACAUAGUGGAGUUAGAGGAGGGCACUAAUGGUAAAUGGGAUGGAGCAGCAGCUGCCAGAGCUCUCCAAGUUAUGAUGGCGCUGGGUGCCAACCUGCUAAGUCAGCAAAUCGUCACAACUAGACCAGAGGAGUAACUUUUAAGGAGCAGGUACUAAACUUGUGGAAUUUGUUGCCUCAGGUUGUUGAGACAGAUGGUGUCAGCAGAAGGUUUUGGGGUUGAUUGGUGGGGUGUUUUUUUUUUUAAAGGCGAUCUCAGGGAGAAGAGAUCCAUAGGGAAAACAAGGUGAAAUGUCUGACAGCCAUAAUCCAGUGGUGGUGGAUUCUGGGGCAGAGGGAGGGGAGCAGAAGGCCCUGCUGGUGUCCACAGUGAGCCUGAGCUGCAGAGGGUGGUGGAGGUUUCCCCACACCCCGGGGCUGGGGAGGGGAUGGCAAUGUGCCCUUGGGCUGCUGCCUCCGUGGCUGCAGCUGUUGGGGAAGAGGUGCCAGUGUGGGGAGAGGAUGGCAACAUGAAACCUGUUGAGGACAGCUCAGAGAGGUUAUUUGUCACCAGGUGUCCCCAGCAGAGCUGGGAAAGCCACUUCUUCCAUUGGAGGGAGUGGGUAUCUGAGUUAAAAAUCAUGCUUUGGGCUUAACUCUUUCGUGUGGCUGCUGGAGGGGAUCUGUGCUUUCACAUCCUCAGAGCAAACCCUCAGGGGGCCGAGGGAGGCUGGGGGGCUGCAGGGAACAGUGCAGCAAGGGAGGGUUUAUGGUUGAAGGCAUUGGAAAGGAGCAGCAGUGCUCUGCUGGGAUGUCCCUGCCGUGCCCUGGGGAGCUCCCUGGGCUUGGGGACUGAGCAGUAACGUGCUGGGGUUUGUGAAUGCAGUGGUGUUAUCCCAGUGCUCAUGAGGGAGAGGGGCAGCAGGGAGCUGAGCCUGCAGCUGGGAAUUGGUUUCCUGUCCAGCCAACCAUUCACCUGCCCAGUGUGCUGGGCUGGACUCCUGCCCUCGCUGCUUCCAGCCCCGCUGGAGCAGGCAGACCCUGGGCAGGUCCGUAGUGGGGAGCACUGGGAUCCUGUGAAGCUUGUGGGAAGGUCACAGGAACAUGAGGAGACAAGGGCACAUCAGGGAAGGUUUUCCUGUGGGAAACGGGAAGCCCUGGCAGCACUCCAGGCCAGCCCUGUGUUCCGACAGCGAGAGCUGCGUACAAGCCAGCUACUGGAGGUGAUGGGGGGGCAGCUUGGAGGUGACAUUGUUGCCUGGGGGUUUUUUGGGGAGGAAAUGUGGGAAGUGGGAAAUGGCUUUUGUCUCUGGCCAUGUGGGUUGUUUCCAAAUCAGCUGGACCUGCUACAUGGGGGAGCUGCUCUUGCUGGGAUGACUCAUUUUCCAAGGUAAGGCUGUGUCUGAAGGUCACCUCAUCAGCCACGGAGCACUGUAAACGUGUAUACCAGUGCAGGCAGCACAGCCAGGGAGCUGCCCAUAGGUGUUCAGGGCCUGUGCCAGGACAGCAGGACACUGCAGAGGUGGGUCACACAGACCAGGGACAGGGUUUGUGCCUGAGCCUUUUUUCUUGGAGUUGUCUGGCACAAGAUCAUUGGUAUGGGUUUGUGCACAGUGCCAGCAAAAUAAAGUGUCUGUCUCUCUGCAACUCACUGGGGCUGGGGGGUGCCUGUGUUUGGGGCUGGGAGCAGGAAAGCACUCACUUGGCAGUGAGGGAGACGAGUCCUGCCUCUGCAGGAUUUUGCCUCCUGGGAGCUUGCCGAGUCCAUGCUGUGGCUUGUGUGGCUCCGGGCAGCACAGGGAGGCUGGGAAGGGUUCUGGGCGGUGACCCUGUGGUGGGAUUGGGCUGUGAUCCUCACAAGUGCCUGGGUGCUGAUGUGCCAGUGGGGCAAGGGGGAACGUGCCCUUCAACCUGGGAGGGAAGCAGCACGUGGAGGGAGAGAAGCCAGCGUAAGUUAACUGGAAAAGGUGUGCAACACACGGUGAGCUGGAAGCAGAGAGCACUGGAGCUGGGGCUCCCCUGCACUGACAGGGUGCCUUGCUGGGGCUGUGCUGCUGACACCCCCAGAGGACUGCACAGCAGUCUGGCUGGAGAAAACCGAGCCACUGGAUGAGAAGGUCAGGGUCUGGAAAUAGCCUAAGGAUGGCAGGAAGGGCUGGAAGGGAAGGAAGCCACACACCCCUCUGAGAAACAUGGCCUGGGGAGGGGUUUUUCAGGACACGAGCAGGAAGAGCUGGAACCUGUGGGAAGGCUCUUGUGGUGGUCUGUGCAUGACGAGAAGAUGGCACCUUGGAAGGCACAGGGCAGGAUGGGCUCCAGGACGGGAGAUGGAGCAGUGUUCCAGCCAUGCACUUGGCCUGGAAAGGGAAGGGCCAGGAGUGAGGAGCACCAGAGCUGGGCUAAAGCCAGAACCACUGGAGGCAACGAGUUCACGUUGGUGACUCCCCUGGCACCCCAGGGGCUGCCCAGCACCCCCAAAGGCACUUUAAGGCACUUUGUCAGCUGUCUGGCACAGAGCAACUCCCUGGCAGCAUCUGGGUAAAACUGAUCCAGGUCUUGGAUGAAAAGCACAACACCAGACUGGGAAUCCAGGACAACUUUCUUUAUUGCUACCAGAAGGCUUUCAUCAGUACAAUGGCUCCAGAUAGGAUACCUUCCUCAGGGCUGUGGAGAGAGCGUACAGUCGGGACAGGGCGUUCUGAGAACGGGGUGUCACAGGGACGAGACAGGUUUAAAGGUCUGACUCUUGGUUAGAAGUUACAUGAACACAAAACUCGAGGAUCAGGGUCUUUCGUUUUGGUUUUGUGACUGACAGGGACACACAUUCCAAACCUCAGGCAUCCACAGCUGUCCCGGCACCUCACCCAGCGGUGCUGGGAAAAGUGUGGGCAAAACCAGGCUCUGCACAAUUCAAAGCUUACACUUCAUGGAGAGGGUAAAGCAUUGGUGAAAAUUUACACUGAGUGCAACAUUUCUCGGUGCAAACAAGAAAAAAAUACCGUUUUGGUUCUAGUGCUAGAAAAUGCAGUAACUGCUUUCUGUGUUGGGAGAAGCAAACCGGUGUAACUGGAGAAGUCUCUGUGAGGCAGAGCACCAGGGCCAGCUGCCCCUGGGUUCUUCCAGCGCACCUUCACACUCCUGUGGGCAUUACUGAAGUGUGGAGCAGCUUGCGAGAACUGGUUUGGGGUUUUGUUUAAAACCUUUUGUUUAAAUCCAGUUUUGCAGUAUUAUCACAUUUAAACACCCAAGUAUUAACAAAAGGAAAGAGGUUUUUUUUUUAGAAGGGCAAAAGAAAAAGCUGUGGGGCAGGACAGAACGUCAAGCACAAGACUGGCUGAGAAUUAAAAAGAGCAAGCAGAAGGGGAGUGAGGAGCAGGUCGGAAUGGGAUCAGAGAGGUGUUAGUCGGCUGGGAAACCUGGAACAGCUCUGCAGGGUUGAUGUGAGCUCUCAGGUGUGGAGAAUGGGUUACAACACACAGGAGCAGAAAAACAGUGGAACUGACAACACUAGAAAGGAACAGGUUUUUGCUACUUUUUUUUUGGUUGGUUUUUGGGUCUUUUUUUAGAUUUUUAUACUUUUUUGUGUUUUUAAGUGCUUAAAUAGUGGAACUAUAAUUAGCCGCACAAGAAAUAAAAUUCAAAAGGGGUUGGGAUUUUUUUUUCCUGGGGUUUUUUUUUGGUGUUUUUUUUUUUGGCUCCCUUCAGUUCAGCCUGACAAGGUAUGGCCCUUUCUCCCCCCACUGAGGACGCGGGCUGCCGGGUCCGGCGGGGCUCCUGGAGCGGGUGGUGGCACUGGCAGCUACAUGACAGACACCGGCUGCAGGGGCGGGCAAGGGGACACGCUGCCCUCCUGCCGCGAGACGUCGGCGCCGCAAA